Molecule: messenger RNA, 1779 nt
Organism: Purpureocillium lilacinum
Lineage: Eukaryota; Fungi; Ascomycota; Sordariomycetes; Hypocreales; Ophiocordycipitaceae
Biological process (GO): carbohydrate metabolic process; mannose trimming involved in glycoprotein ERAD pathway
Cellular component (GO): membrane; endoplasmic reticulum
Molecular function (GO): calcium ion binding; mannosyl-oligosaccharide 1,2-alpha-mannosidase activity
Source: RefSeq, a predicted model, not a curated record
AUGUCAGCCGUCAGGAGAUACCUGGUCGCCGCGGGACUAGUCAUCAUUAUUAUUUCCGUCUGGCAACGAUGGGGUGCAGACACCUGGAGCCCGUUGGCAACGCCGACCAAGUCGCAUAUCCAGCCCAUAGACAAGGACUUUUUCUGGCGUACAGUAACGCAUCAGUACCCAGUCACUUCUUUUCGACCGCUACCCACGGCUGCUGUCGAUGUUCUGCCUCAUGUCCAAGCCAAGUUUGGACCCGAGUCUGCCGACCAAAAACAGACUCGCUUAACGCGUCGCGACACCAUCAAGCGCGCCUUUUCGCGGAGCUGGAAAGCAUAUAAAGAGCAUGCUUGGCUGCGCGACGAAGUCAAGCCCAUCACGGGAAAACCUGUCGACACAUUCGGGGGUUGGGGCGCUACGCUCGUGGACUCGCUCGAUACCCUCUGGAUCAUGGGGUUUCGGGAAGAGUUUUCGCUUGCGGUUCAAGCUGUGAGUAACAACAUCUCGUUUCGGACAACCGAGGCGGAGACAAUCAACGUCUUUGAAACGACAAUCCGGUUUCUUGGCGGCUUGCUGGGGGCGUACGACCUGAGCGGUGACACCAGGCUACUAUCUAAAGCACAAGACGUCGGAGACAUGCUCUACAAAGCCUUUGACACGCCAAACCAUCUGCCCGUCACGCGAUGGGACAUCCACGCGGCUGGAAGAGGCGAAACGCAAACAGCGCACGGAAACACCCUCCUCGCCGAGCUUGGGUCGUUAAGCAUGGAGUUCUCCAGGCUGAGCAUUGUUACGGGAAACCCAAAGUACUACGACGCGGUUCAACACAUUAGCGAGUUACUCGCCGCGUCACAGAUGAAGACCAAAGUGCCAGGCCUGUGGCCCAUUGUCGUCGAUGCGGCGCGUGAAGAGUUUGAUCUCGGCUCAGACUACGGCCUCGGCGGCAUGUCAGACUCAACAUACGAAUACUUGCCCAAGAUGGCGGCUCUUCUUGGACAAAAGACUGGCAUAUACGCAGACAUGUACCUGCGAAGCAUGGAAACAUCCAACAGGCAUCUCCUCUUUCGUCCUAUGACGCCAAAGGGCGACGACAUUUUGUUCCCGGGAUCGCUCCAUGCCAGCCGCAGCAACAAUCAGGUCUCUACAACCUUGGAUCCAAGCGCGGGCCAUCUGACAUGCUUUGUCGGCGGCAUGCUAGCCGUUGGCGGUCAGAUCAUGUCCAACAAGACGCAUGUCGAGUUGGCGGACAAAGUCACAAAGGGAUGCAUCUGGGCUUAUUCCUCGUUCGGGCGCGGUGUGAUGCCGGAAACAAUGUCUUUGACGCCCUGUCCAUCGCGUUCUGGUUGCGUCUGGUCUGACUCGUCGUGGCAUCUCGCCGCUCUAUCCGCCCAGUCGGCUUCCAAAGAGGACGAUGGGGAAAAGCUCGUCGAGGAGCAGCGGCUCCCCCCGUCAUUCACCAAGAUCCCCGAUGCGCGAUAUAUCCUCCGCCCCGAAGCGGUUGAGAGCAUUUUUGUCAUGUAUCGCGUUACGGGAGAUCCCGCAUGGCAAGACGCGGCAUGGCGCAUGUGGAACGCCAUUGAUGAGUUGACACACACAGAGCUGGCCAAUACCGCGGUAUGGAAUGUGAAUCCCAAACAUGGCGAAGAGCCAGGCAAGGCGGACUCGAUGGAAAGUUUCUGGCUUGGUGAGACGUUGAAGUAUCUUUACCUCGUAUUCUCUGAGCCUGAGCUGGUCAGCCUGGACGACUGGGUAUUUAAUACCGAGGCCCAUCCAUUUAGGAGGCUGAAGAAGUGA